AUGGAGGGUGGUAGGACGGUCAUCGCCACGCCUGAGAACCGACGUGCCUUCGUUGAAUUGAUGAGGACACAAUUGAACUUGGUUGCUCCAAAGCCCAAAGAAGUGGCUAUGACGGCCUUGGACUUUCAUGACAUGUUGGUCUUGCUGCUGGACGACUUCCCUCUGGAUUUGAUCAUCGAAGCUUCGGAUUUUGCACCCCGCGUGGUGGAUGCUGCAUGCCACCACUUGAUCGGCCAGCCUGCGCCAGACCGUGGUGGCAUUGCGUCAGCAUUGGCCAACGGUGAAGUGCUGUUCUCCAUGCACGAUCUUCAACGCAUGGUGGAGUUUCGGCUGGUCUAUGGGGAGGUGCUGGAGGCUGUGGGUAGGUACUACCAAGGCCGAGCAGAGAGCUGCCGCUAUGAGCUGGUGAAGAGCCUCAGGAGCAAGCUGAGUGCUGGCAUCCGAGCGUGCGGGCCCUCUGAAGGUGCUUGGCAACGGCUGCUGUGUGGCCCCACUGGCUCCAUCCUCACCUGCAAACUGGAAACCCUCACCUACGUCGAGGCCGCAACCGCAACAGUGGGGAAAGAUCAUGGCAGCUGA
Messenger RNA from Cladocopium goreaui, 579 nucleotides. The record is from the annotation of a GenBank genome assembly. NCBI's taxonomy places the organism in Eukaryota, Dinophyceae, Suessiales, Symbiodiniaceae.